This is a messenger RNA of Suillus fuscotomentosus, 574 nucleotides long. Its product is annotated as ubiquitin elongating factor core-domain-containing protein. The annotation marks the transcript as partial. Gene Ontology annotation, molecular function: ubiquitin-ubiquitin ligase activity. Gene Ontology annotation, cellular component: nucleus; ubiquitin ligase complex; cytoplasm. The record is from RefSeq and is a predicted model, not a curated record. The transcript is spliced from 2 exons. NCBI's taxonomy places the organism in Eukaryota, Fungi, Basidiomycota, Agaricomycetes, Boletales, Suillaceae. Gene Ontology annotation, biological process: protein polyubiquitination.
AACUAAGGGGCCAUUCAUGAUGCCCGAAAUCGUGGACAAACUUCCAGCUAUGCUGGAUUACAAUCUCGAUGCGCUCGUCGGGCCCGAGUGCGGCGAGCCGAGGGUGCAAGACCCAGAGAAAUACCAGUUCAAUCCCCGUCAGCUCCUGAGCGAUAUUCUGCAAGUGUACAUCAACCUUAGUGAUCAAGAACAGUUUGUGAGAGCUGUUGCAAAUGAUGGAAGGAGUUAUAGGAAGGAGCUGUUUGAGGCGGCGAUGGAGACUGCUAGACGGGUGCCGUUGAAAAAUGAGACUGAGAUUGGGGUUGUGAGAUCUUUUGUGUCCAAGGUGGAGGAGAUGAAAACUACGAUUGAGGCAGAGGAAGGUUUUUGGGUCGGUUUUUUCUCUUGUACCUCGUCAUGGCUUACGGCAAAUUCAUCAGACCCUCUCAUGGCCACGAUCAUGCGUGAUCCGGUCACGCUUUCAUCUUCUCGCGUCAUCAUAGACCGCUCUACUAUCAAGUCUCAUCUGCUCUCUGACUCCAAAGAUCCUUUCAACCGGGUGCUGCUGGUAGUAGAGGAUGUUAUCCCCAGUACG